Closterium sp. NIES-67 is the source of this 2362-nucleotide messenger RNA. NCBI's taxonomy places the organism in Eukaryota, Viridiplantae, Streptophyta, Zygnematophyceae, Desmidiales, Closteriaceae. The record is from the annotation of a GenBank genome assembly.
UCUUUUCCCUGACUGGCUGUAUGACCACGCAAGCGACGAAUCGCGCUGCUCUUCCCAGAGCUUCUGAAUUGCAUGGCUGUCGGGUAGCUUAUGCGCCGUCGACCUCAUGCUAAGGCGUAGCUGAUCUGAGAGCUUAGACCGCGCAUACGCUUGCUCGUUUGUCUGGCUGCCACGGAUCAUGCCGGCUGGAUUGCGAGGUGUUCUUUCUCCAUUGUGCUUCUCAGCUUUGUGUCUUGCAGCCACGUCUGCUGUUACGUCCUGUCGCCUGCUGUUACGUCCUGUCGCUUGGUCGGAUAGCUGAACGCUACUUAGUCGUGGUGUAUUCAAGCUUCGACGCUUAAAGACGGCUUUCAGCCUCACUCAUGCACGAGCUGCAUUGACAAGUGUAAAUAACGCCAUAGCAGCUAGCAAGGCUCCAGUCUAAACUCAGGCCGUGCACGACACGCUUCGGAACAUUUGCUGUUUUCUGGGUCUUAAAAAGAAGAUCAAUGAAGGGUCUACUGCAUAGCGGCCUCUGGAGCACCGCCUUUGUCCUCUCCUUCACCUCCAUCCUCUCGCUAUUAUCACAUUCAAUUCAGAGUAGCGAGAUCGGACCCGAUAUCCCGGAUACCACGCUCGACGUCACUCCGAUAGUGAGUCCCUCGUUACAGGAUGUCAGGCUCCAGGUGCGACCCACGGGCUUGCAGCGAAAUAGCGUCUCAGCUUCAAACGAGGACAUUUUUAUGAAGUCGGAUACCCGUUCAGCAUCCGAUGUGCGGAAAGGAAGUGAGGGGUUUCCGAAGCAAAGACUGCUCCGGGGAAUCGAUAUGGUUGAGAUGGAGGCGGAGGAUGAGGAGGAAAUUAGGAAAGUGAAAACCAUAAGAAAAGAGAGGAUGAAAGAGGAGGCAUCUGACCGAAGGUCUUUGUCCUUAACUUCGAAUCCAUCCGGGAGCGAGAAAUCCGCGGCGGAUUCGAAUGUUCUACAAUCGAAGGUUCCAACAACGGAGAAUCUGGCAUCUGACAGGAGAAUAUGCGGAGAAGGACCGCUGAAGGUGUUUGUGUACGAGCUGCACCAGAAGUUCAAUUUCGGGCUGUUUCGACAUAAGGAGCUGGAGAGCCUGCCUUUUAAAGCGGAUGAAGCUCCCGAGCUGCGGUACCAGAGGAAGGCCGAUGGAGGGGUGUCCGGACGAGGGUUCGAGCACAGCGGCGAGUUUUUCAUCGUCUAUAAUCUCCUGGCGAACAACCACAGCGACAGCAGCAGGAGCAACGGCGACAUUGUCCGAGUGACGGAUCCCGCAGCAGCGGACGUGUUCUUUGUGCCGUUCUUGGCGUCCCUCAGCUUCAACAUCUUCACCACCAAUGGCAUGCGAGGAGCGCUCGCAGAAAAGGACAAGAUUCUCCAGGAGGAGCUGUGGGGCGUGCUGAAGGAGUCGGAGUGGUGGAAGCGGUCGGGAGGUAGGGAUCACAUCAUCCCCAUGCUGCAGCCCAACGCCCUCCGCCACAUCCGCCAGCGCCUCGCCCCAGCCAUGUUCCUGCUGCUCGACUUCGGCCGAUACGCCCAAGGGACGGCCCGUCUGAGCAAGGACAUAGUCGUCCCUUACAACCACAUGGUGCCAUCUUACUCGGAGCCUGCGAGCUAUGGGGAGGCUCAGGGGCCUUGGGAGGCGAGGCCUACUCUCUUGUUCUUCCAAGGAACGAUCAUGAGGAAAGAUGAGGGGUACAUCCGCAAGCUGAUCUUUGACAUGCUGCACAAGGAGCCGGAUGUGAGAUUUGUGGAGAGCAAGAUCACCGGGCCGCAAGACAUUAUCUCGGCUGCUGAGGGUCUUAGGAAGUCGCGCUUCUGCUUGAACGCAGCAGGGGACACCCCUUCGUCUGCGCGUCUGUUUGACGCCAUCGUCAGCCACUGCGUGCCCGUGGUGAUCAGCAACAAGAUCGAGCUGCCAUUUGAAACGUCGAUUGACUACUCGGAGUUCACUCUGUUUGUGUCUCAUGAGGACGCCCUGCGGCAGGGCUACCUGCUGCGCCUGCUGCGCACAUUCCCCAGGGACAGGUGGUUGCGCAUGUGGCAGAACCUGCAGCGCGUGAAGUACCACUUCGAGUUCCAGUACCCGUCACAGCCAGGGGACGCAGUGAGCAUGGUGUGGAGGGAAAUCCGCAAGAAGCUCCCUCGAGUGCGAUUGGCUAUCAACCGGGGAAAGCGGCUAGUGGUCCGUGAUUGGACCAAUGUGUAAGUUAGACAUUGUAAACGUCAGGUACUUGUUUUUUAUAAUAAAGUUUGUAGAUUGUGUAGUGUUGACAAGACAUGUUUUGGAAAAGUGUGAUGACAAGUUGUUUCUACCAUGCCAGGCAUCAAGAUGGCUCGCUGUAUUGGCAAGUGCAUAUC